CCCUUUCUCUGACCAAGACCGACCACAAAGGCGCCCGCCGCACAGACGGAAGAAGAGGAAGAAACUCGCCGUCUAGGGUUUCCGCCUCCGCCGCCACCGCUGAUAAGGUGGGAGUGGGGGAACCUCGCCGCGAUGCCACAGUCUGUGCUGGUGGAGCGCGCGACGAGCGAGUCGCUCAUCGGGCCUGAUUGGUCGCUCAACCUCGAGAUCUGCGACAUCCUCAACCACGACCCCUCGCAAGCCAAAGAUGUAGUGAAGACUAUCAAGAAACGGAUUGGGCACAAGAACUCAAAGGUCCAGCUUCUUGCAUUAACGUUGCUCGAGACCUUGAUUAAAAAUUGUGGAGAUUUUGUCCAUAUGCAAGUUGCUGAGAAGGAUGUACUUCAUGAAAUGGUGAAGAUAGCGAAGAAAAAGCCGGACUAUCAUGUUAAAGAGAAGAUACUGAUUCUGAUUGACACUUGGCAAGAAGCUUUUGGUGGUUCCCAUGCAAGGUAUCCGCAGUAUUAUGCAGCAUAUCAAGAGAUGCUGCGUGCUGGAGCUGUAUUUCCUCAAAGGCCAGAGAGUUCUGUGCCAAUUUAUACUCCGCCACAGACACAACCUCUAAGGAACUAUCCGCCUCCUGCUUUGCGCAACACUGAUUAUCGACAAGAUGCGCCCGAAUCAUCUUCAGCACCAGAAGUGCCUACAUUAAGCCUGACAGAAAUUCAGAAUGCACGCGGGGUCAUGGAUGUUCUUUCAGAGAUGUUGAAUGCUAUUGAUCCUAAUAACAGAGAGGGUUUAAAGCAGGAGGUAAUUGUGGACCUUGUGGACCAAUGCCGUUCGUACAAGCAAAGAGUGGUGCAACUUGUCAACUCAACAUCGGAUGAGGACCUAUUAAGUCAGGGCCUUUCACUGAAUGAUGAUUUGCAGCGGGUUUUAGCAAAACACGAUGCAAUUGCUGCUGGCAUUGCUGUUCGGGUAGAAAAACCAAAAGCAUUCCCGGCCCGUGCAGACAGUUCUCCAACAAAACCAGAGGGGCCAAAAGAGACAGAUCAAAGGUCUUCUAAAGAUGCCAGUAGCAUGACGCCGUUUGAGCAGUCAGCACUUCCUGCACCACCAUCAUCAAGUGCUUCAAAGUCUCAUGUAAAACCAGCUACUAACCCUAAUAUUGACCUACUUAGUGGAGAUGACUUUUUCAAACCAGAACCUGUUCAUUCCCAAGCCCUUGUUCCUGUAAGCAAUCAGCCUGCAGCUUCAGCUUCUUCAAGCCACUCUUUAGACCUUUUAGACAUGUUUUCAGAUAGCAAUGCUAUCAAUAACUCCAGCCAGAACCCUGCCACACCUCCUAUACCAAACACAAAUCCCAAUCCCUUAGCACCAGAAGCCUAUCCUGCUCCACAGCAACCUGUUCCACCACAACAUCCUUCUCCAUAUUCCAAUGGCUUAAAUUCGAAUACGUUGGCACCUUAUGAUCAAGGCUCUAACUUAACCUCAGCAAGUUCUUGGAAUGGGCAGUUUGCUCCUGGAAUGGUUCCACCACAACAAGCAUCGAAUUAUGGUCAAGAUGAACAAAGCAGUGACCUUCCACCACCACCCUGGGAAGCCCAGCCUGCAGAAAGUGAGCAAUUCCAAGCUAGCCAUCCUGGUGGGUUGUCAGUUCCGCCACAAUUUGGAGUUAGUCAACCUCAGCCUGUUCAAAUCGCCCAGCCUGGACAGCAAAUUUUGCCGUCACAAUCAAUGCCAGGACAACAUGGAGGGCAGUUUCAGCCCGGACUUGGGGUCCAACAACAGUAUGUGACGCCAAAUACACAAUAUGGAGGAAUGUAUCAGCCAGUGCAAGGCAAUCAAGCAGGAGGCAUAUACCCCCAGCAGAUGGCAGGAGAUGUCUACCAGCAGCAGAUGUAUGGAGGCCAGAUGGCCAGUUAUGGCUACGGUCAGCAGCCUGGUGGCUACUACGUUCCAAACGCCGGAUACGCAUACGCCAGUGCAAACGAGCUGUCUCAGAGGAUGAAUGGGCUCUCGAUGCAAGAUGGCAGUCUGUAUGGCACACCUGGGUCUUCCCUCCAGCAGCGCAGCAGGCCAAGCCGACCAGAAGAUUCACUCUUUAGUGAUCUUGUUAGCAUUGCCAAAACAAAGCCUAGCAAAACUGCGUCUAAUAAGCCUGGUGACUUGUAAAGACGAGCCAUUGCUUACUACCAGCCUUGGCCAUGGUGAUAGCUUUUGCUCAGAGUAUAUAAGUUCUUUUGGAAUUUUUCCCCCCUAUUGGAAAGUAGCAGGUGAGGGUUAUAGAUUCUGAGGAUUCAUAGCAGAGUGUUCGACAUAAUUUUAUUUUGUUUGAUUCUUGCAAGCAAUUAUGUUUUCUUUACUAGUGUUCUGGAGUUCUAUGUAUGUACAUAAAAUAUCCAGCCGAGGGAAGAAAAAAAAAAUUCUGGUGACGGUGUGUGGUACCGGUAUCCAGUGGACCCUGUCUCUUAUCUAUUGGGUCUUCCCAGUUUUCUGAUUGCUUAA
Molecule: messenger RNA, 2487 nt
Organism: Panicum hallii
Lineage: Eukaryota; Viridiplantae; Streptophyta; Magnoliopsida; Poales; Poaceae
Product: TOM1-like protein 9
Exons: 10
Coding region: 133-2154 (673 amino acids)
Biological process (GO): protein transport to vacuole involved in ubiquitin-dependent protein catabolic process via the multivesicular body sorting pathway
Molecular function (GO): phosphatidylinositol binding; ubiquitin binding
Source: RefSeq, a predicted model, not a curated record